UUACGACAUCAACAAACCGGUUGAAAUAAUAAUAGGAAAUUCGCUGAUUUUUGAAGUUAUUCGUGGCCAGUCCUUUGCCAUCGCGGGUGGUUGUGUGAAUCAAAAUGAAGUCCUUAGUAUUAGCGGUUGUCAGUUUAUUGACAAUUUAUUCAAUAAAUUGUGAAGUUUAUUUCGAAGAAAAGUUCCCUGAUGACUCAUGGGAGUCCAAUUGGGUAUACAGUGAGCAUCCUGGAAAAGAGUUUGGCAAAUUCAAGUUGACUGCCGGAAAAUUCUACAACGAUCCUGAAGAAGAUAAAGGCCUAAAGACCUCUGAAGAUGCCAGGUUCUACGCUCUCUCACGAAAAUUUAAGCCGUUCAGCAAUGAAGGCAAGCCCUUGGUUGUUCAGUUCUCCGUCAAACAUGAGCAGGAGAUUGACUGUGGAGGUGGCUACGUGAAGGUGUUUGACUGCAAGCUUGAUCAGAAAGAUAUGCAUGGAGAGUCUCCUUACGAGAUUAUGUUUGGCCCUGAUAUCUGUGGUCCAGGCACCAAAAAGGUGCAUGUGAUCUUCAGCUACAAAGGCAAGAACCAUUUGAUCAAGAAAGAUAUCCGCUGCAAAGAUGAUGUGUACACUCACUUGUACACACUCAUUGUUAAACCCGAUAACACAUAUGAGGUUCUCAUUGACAACGAGAAAGUAGAAUCUGGUGAACUUGAAGCUGAUUGGGACUUCUUGCCGCCUAAGAAGAUCAAGGACCCUGAAGCUAAGAAACCAGAAGAUUGGGACGAUAGGCCUACCAUCCCAGAUCCCGAUGACACCAAACCAGAGGACUGGGACAAGCCCGAGCACAUCCCUGACCCUGAUGCCACCAAACCCGAAGAUUGGGAUGAUGAGAUGGACGGCGAGUGGGAACCACCAAUGAUCGACAACCCUGAAUACAAGGGUGUCUGGGCUCCUAAACAGAUCGAUAAUCCUGCAUACAAGGGUCCUUGGGUACAUCCUGAGAUUGAUAAUCCUGAGUAUACUCCAGACUCGUCAUUAUACAAGCGCAACGAGCUCUGCGCGGUCGGUCUCGAUCUAUGGCAGGUCAAAUCUGGCACCAUAUUCGAUAACUUCCUGUUCACUGAUGACGUAGAGGUCGCUAAAGAGAGGGGAGAGGCGAUCAAGAAGACACAGGAGGGUGAGAAGAAGAUGAAGAAUGAACAAGAUGAAAUUGAAAGGGCGAAGGAGAAGGCUGAGAAACCUGAUGAUGAAGAUGACGAGGAUCUCGAUGAUGAGGCGGGCGAUGCUGCGCCUAUGGAGGACCACGACGAGUUGUAAACAAGAAGUCGCGUGAGUGAGUGUAGAGACAAUAAGUGACAGCGUAUAUGUGUGUGUGCGAGCGUGUCACGUGUAGAUGCAGUUUAAGUUACGCUCAGUUGUGUGUUCCACUCUUCUAUAGCUAUUCAAUUAAUUUAUGAGGUUGUCCUCUCUAAAUAUAUUCCAAUGUUCGGACUGCAGGCGAUUGUCGUAUGAAGAACGUACUGAGUUCUUUUGUAUAUAAGGUUUAAAUUGUAACGGCACUGUUGCGCGUAUAUAGUUCUUUAUACGGGUAACUUUGCUGUUUUGUCUUCUUAAUGUUAAUUGAUGGCACCGUGUGCCGUUUUGUAAUAUUUUGGAUUUAUUCUACAGUGUGAGUUGUUGUAGCCUAAAUGUUUUUUUUUUUUGUAAGAAAUCGACUGAUAUUGUAAAAUAAAUCGCGAGUGGUGUACGAUUCUCAUUUAUGUUGUGAAAUGAGUAUUAAAUUAAUAUAUAAAUUAUUACAGACUUUUAUUUUACAUUUUUAUUUAUGUAUAGUGUUCCGAUAU
Messenger RNA from Diatraea saccharalis (sugarcane borer), 1825 nucleotides. Lineage: Eukaryota; Metazoa; Arthropoda; Insecta; Lepidoptera; Crambidae. The record is from the annotation of a GenBank genome assembly.